UCAACAGUCCGUCAGUCGUCAAACAACCGACCGGCCGAACCGUCGUCGUCGUCGCGUUCACCGCAUUUUGCCACGUUUCCAGCAGCAGCAGCAGCAGCAAUUAUUCUUUUCCUAUUAUUAUUAUUUUAACCUUUUCCCCCUGAGAAGAAGAACAAGUCACACACACACAAAUCCACUCGCAGCACACUUGCAACACAGAACAUGACUUCUUGUUGGUUCCCAGUGUCGGUGUGCGCGGUGGUCGCGCUGUUGGCCGUCCAACAGCAGGCCGCUGCCGACCACCAGCCCGGCCACAACAACAACAACCAGGUGGAAACGCUGGCAAACGGGCUGAAAAUCGAAUACGUGUUCACGUUGGACGGAUGCGAGCCCAAGUCGAAAAUCAACGACAUGCUCACAAUGCACUACACCGGCAAACUGGUGGACGGCACGAAAUUCGACUCUAGCCACGACAGAGAUCAACCUUUCACGUUCCAGUUGGGCGUGGGACAGGUGAUCAAGGGAUGGGAUAUGGGACUUCUCAAGAUGUGCGUGGGCGAAAAGAGAAGAUUGACCAUUCCACCUGAGUUGGCGUACGGCGACCGCGGUGCAGGAAACGUCAUUCCCGGAGGUGCCACAUUGAUGUUCGACGUGGAACUGUUGAACGUCGGCGACCAAGCUCCCACGACCAACGUGUUCAAGGAGAUCGACCAAGACAAGGACAAGCAACUUUCCAGGGACGAAGUCAGCGAAUACCUGAAGAAGCAAAUGGCCGCGGCCGAAGGCACGGAAGGCGGCGAAGACAUCAAGCAGAUGAUGUCGGACCACGAGAAACUGGUCGAAGAGAUAUUCCAACACGAAGACAAGGACAAAAACGGGUUCAUAUCGCACGACGAAUUCUCCGGACCGAAACACGACGAGCUGUAAAUGAUAAAAACAUUUUUAAAAAAACCUACACUUGAAUUUGAAAAAAAAAAACAAAAAAAAUCUCUCAAACUAACGUUAGGCGUAUUAUAUAUAAUAAUAAUAUCGAAAGUCGGAAGUCGUCGGAAGUCGGUCGAGUGGAAGAAGAUUUCAGUGUUAUAAUAUAUUAUUACUUAUUCUUUCCCCCCCCCCCCAUUUUUUUUUUUUUUA
Adelges cooleyi (spruce gall adelgid) is the source of this 1113-nucleotide messenger RNA. RefSeq names its product peptidyl-prolyl cis-trans isomerase FKBP2 (gene Fkbp14). NCBI's taxonomy places the organism in Eukaryota, Metazoa, Arthropoda, Insecta, Hemiptera, Adelgidae. The coding region runs from base 202 to 906 and encodes 234 amino acids. The transcript is spliced from 3 exons. Gene Ontology annotation, molecular function: calcium ion binding; peptidyl-prolyl cis-trans isomerase activity. The record is from RefSeq and is a predicted model, not a curated record.